Carcharodon carcharias (great white shark) is the source of this 13642-nucleotide messenger RNA. RefSeq names its product neuropilin-2-like. Gene Ontology annotation, biological process: angiogenesis; vascular endothelial growth factor signaling pathway; axon guidance. The record is from RefSeq and is a predicted model, not a curated record. The coding region runs from base 848 to 3613 and encodes 921 amino acids. NCBI's taxonomy places the organism in Eukaryota, Metazoa, Chordata, Chondrichthyes, Lamniformes, Lamnidae. The transcript has 16 exons. Gene Ontology annotation, cellular component: membrane. Gene Ontology annotation, molecular function: semaphorin receptor activity; vascular endothelial growth factor receptor activity.
GUGUGAGUGAGUGAUCCGGAGUGUGUUCUCGGUGAUAAUCGGACUGCCUUUAAUUGCGGUUCUGGAGGGCGUGUGUGUGUAAUGCGAUAGUCCCGUUCUUAAUGCUUUCGCCAUCCUCAUGCGUGUAGAACAGUCCGAGAGAGCAGGAGAGGAGAGAGCGCACACACACACACACACACACACACAGGAACUGGAGAUCAGAGGCGGCACAUCCCUUAAGAUAUAAAAAAGUGGGGAGAGACCGCACUUUUCACGGAAGUGCUUCCUCCCUCAACUUGUGCCUAUUUUGUCACGGGGCGAAGUUUUAAGGAGGUUUCGUGCGGAUGAGAGCUUUUGGUUGGACUCCGAUUUUAACAAGGUGCAGCAGUCAGUUUCUCUCACACUUGCCGAAGCAGCCCCUACUUAGAGGGUCUCUCUGUUCCUGGGAGUGUUCUCCUUGCUGUUUGGACUGCGUUUUAUCUGGUGUUAGACCAUCCUCAAGGAUGUAACAGAGAGAGAGAGAGGAAACCUUCGAACCGGCUAUCGGAGAGAGGAAGUGACACCAUCCCGGGCUUAAAGAGAAGAGGACUCAGGCUUCGUUUUGUAAUUGUUUUUGGAGAGAGAGAGAGGAGGAGGAACUGUCGUCCGAGAAAAUAAGCCUAGAGAAGGGGAAAGAAGUGUUUGUGUCCGUGAGGGAGAGAGAGAGAGAGGGGAUCUCACACCUCAGCAGAGUGGGAUAAGACAACCCCCCCGAACAGCUAGGAUAUAACCGGGCAUCAGGAGACAUCAGAAGUGGAAUUUACAGAAACACACACACACACACACACAACUGACCCUCCGGGGAACAAAAUCAGGAGGCUUUGCGAGGAUGUUGGCGAGAAUGGGACCACUCCUGUGGAUCACUUGCUGUUGCUUAUUGAAACUUGGCGUUGCACAGAACGGAGGGCCGCCAUGCGGGGAACGUUUAAACGCAAGAGAAGCGGGUUACAUCACCUCACCUGGAUACCCACAUGACUACGUGGCUCACCUGAGGUGUGAAUGGGUCAUCUACACACCUGAGAGUCAUCAGAAGAUCCUGCUGAACUUUAACCCGCACUUUGAACUUGAAAAACAUGACUGCAGGUACGACUACAUUGAAAUCCGUGACGGAGAGGGGGAGAGUGCGGACCUACUGGGCAAAUACUGUGGGAGUAUCGCUCCAUCGUCCAUUGUGUCCUCGGGGUCCACACUGUACAUCAAAUUUGUGUCGGACUACGCACACCAGGGAGCAGGAUUCUCGCUGCGUUAUGAAAUCUUCAGGACAGGGUCUGAUGAUUGCUCCAAGAACUUCACUGCUCCCAGUGGCACGAUUGAGUCUCCCAAGUUUCCUGACAAAUACCCUCACAAUCUAUACUGCACUUACAUCAUUCAGGCACCUCCCAGGUCAGAGGUGACCCUCACCAUACUGACCUUUGACCUGGAAUACGACCCCCUGCAGAUUGGACCAACAGACUGCAGAUACGACCGUCUCGAUGUUUGGGAUGGACUUCCAGAAGUGAGCCCUCUGAUUGGACGCUAUUGUGGUUCAAAGAUCCCAGCUGUGAUCCGUUCCGAUACUGGAAUCAUGUCGCUCACCUUCCACACAGAUAUGGCUGUGGCUAAGGAUGGCUUCGCUGCUGAAUACAACAUCUCAACGAAAGACACUGCGGACUCCUAUCAGUGCAAUCGUCCGCUGGGAAUGGAAUCUGGUCAGAUCAGUAAUAUGCAGAUCACUGCCUCAUCCUCCUACUCCUAUGGAAACUGGGAUGCGAGCCAGGGGCGGCUCAAUUACCACAUAAAUGGUUGGACACCCAACGAGGACACGGUCAGGGAAUGGAUCCAGGUGGACCUUGGGAUACUGAAGAUCCUAACUGGUGUUGCCACCCAGGGAGCCAUCUCUGUAGAUACAUCCAAGACUUACUUUGUUAGCACCUACAAGUUGGAGGUGAGCUCUAAUGGAGAAGACUGGAUGACCUAUCGACAAGGGAAGAACCACAAGUUGUUUCCAGCCAACACAGAUGGUAACGAGGUGGUCCUGAACACACUGACCCCACCUGUCCUGGCACGCUUUGUCCGGAUUAGGCCUCAGAUGUGGACCAAUGGAAUAUCGAUGCGUUUUGAGCUCUAUGGAUGCCAGAUUACAAAUGCACCUUGCUCCGAUAUGCUGGGAUUGCUUUCCGGAAUUAUCCCCGACUCCCAGAUCUCGGCCUCCUCUACGCGGGACUACCACUGGUCAUCAGGCAGUGCCCGGCUUGUUGCCAGCCGAUCUGGAUGGUACCCACGACAGUCUCACCCUCCGCCUGGCACGGAAUGGCUCCAAGUGGCCUUGCCCAUCCCAAAGACCAUCAGCGCCAUCAUCAUCCAGGGUGCACGAGGAGCAUCGGUGGUGGAUGGUGGGACAGGAGGAGAGAAUAAGGCUUUCGUGCGGAAGUUUAAAUUAGCUUACAGCAUGAAUGGAGUCAACUGGACAUUUGUGAAGGAAUCGGGAGGAUCACGACACAAGAUGUUUGAAGGGAACAUGAACUACGACACUCCUGAGAUUCGGAGAUUUGAUCCUGUGCCUGCGCGGUUUGUCCGAGUGUAUCCAGAGAGAUGGUCUCCUGCCGGUAUCGGGAUGCGCUUUGAAUUGCAGGGGUGUGAUUUACUGGCUACCACCACGUCUGCUGCAACUAUUGUAUCCACACAGUGGAUUGGAGAGAAUGCCACAGAGGCCCCAUGUGUCAAUGAGGACGAUCCUUCCUGCAUGGCCAGCCCACAUACUCUUGAAAUACACCCCAGCAUCGAAGGCUUCAACUGCAGUAUUGGGGAGCCACAAAACAAUGAACUCUGUGGAUGGACAAAUGACCCGUCAGCCACCUCUAAGUGGAUGGUCCACUCUGGCAGCUCCAAGUUUGAAGAUGUAGGACUGAGCCAGGACCACAACGCAGAUAAAUGGAGUUACCUGCACAUUGAAGCUACUAAGAUGGUUGAAGGGCAGCGUGCCAGGCUGCUUAGUCCCAUGGUACCACCCAUCAACAGCCACCGUUGCAUGGUGUUCUGGUACCAGAUGCGCGGUGCCAAUGUUGGCACCCUACGGGUGCUGUUGAGGAAGAGGACAAAUGAUGUGACGUUGUGGUCACUGAGGGGAGAUCAGGGGGACAAGUGGAAAGAGGGAAAGAUCAUCCUGCCGGGAUACAACGUUGACUAUCAGGUCAUCAUUGAAGGUAUUGCAGGAAAUGGUGCUAGUGGAGACCUUGCGAUUGAUGAUAUCGCCAUAGCAUCACAUGUGUCACCUGACCAAUGUAUACAGCCCAUCAGUGCCUUUCCAGGAAUCCAUGCUAGUGAUACACCGACAGCAGGGGGACGCCCUGCGGGGAGCGAACCCACAGUGGAGUCUGUGUCAGCGCAGCCCAUCCCCAAUUACUGGUAUUACAUAAUGGCUGGAGGAGGUGCUCUGAUAGUGCUGCUCUGUAUCUCUCUGGGCAUGGUGCUAUAUCGCCAACGGUACGGAUUUGCAGCCAAGAAGAGCCUUCACUCGGUCAAUUUCAAAAACGUCCAGUUUCCUAACGGCUAUGUCACUGGAGUGGAGCCUGGGCUCACUAUAAAAAUUGGAAAGGAAGAUUACACCUCAAACUGAGAGAACACACGGCUAGGAAUAUUAAAAAAAAAACAAAACGAAAAACGUUAAUCGUAUCGCUGGCUCUACUUGCACUCUCCACUGCAAUCGCCAUGGGAACGCCUGCUUUUUCUAUUCUCUCUACUCAACAUCGCACCUGUGGAUUAUAAAUAGAAAAGAAAAGAGCGACGAUCUCACACAUCGUGUUAUCUUUCAUUUUUUUUCCUUCUUCUGAGAGAAUUGGUUGUGCAAGAUCUCCUCACAGUACUGUAUGAGGCAAACUGGAAGAACAGCCCAGAAGGGGGUCCUUCUGUGUUUCUCCGAGAAGCAGUGUCUCGUGAAGACUUUUUUUUUGUUGAUAUUUUACGUAAUUCUGGGUGGAAAAGAAAUUGACAGUCAUAAUCUAUGGCACACAUACACAGAAAAAUAUUUUUUAAAAAGUGCAAGCAAGUGUGCCACAGUUCCCCGUAAAGCCUUUCCUUUGAGGGCAGACUGAAAUUUCAUUUAAUGAUGGUCGGGCAAAAUGGUUGCUUUAAUGUGGAAUAUUUCUAGGCAGUACAUGCUGGCUUCCAUGUUUGUCUCCUCAGUUUGUUCUCUCGAUCUGUCUUAAUUUUUCUCCAGCCUUUAUGAACUGCCUGCUCUGGCUUUAUAACAUUAGUUGUCAAAAAGGUUCUCUCAACCAGAAAGGACAAAGCAUCGCAUUGCGGUCCUUGGUCUCCUGCCCAAUGUGCCUCCCACAUCCAACAUAACCAAUAGCUGGUUAACUGGUCAUUGAGUUUGUGGAAUCUUGCUGUGCACCAAUUCAGCCAGCAAGCCAACAGUCCCCUGCAUUUCAGAGCAAUUCAUUCUACUCAAAAGCAUUGAGAUGCUUCACAGAGCACAUGGCAAGGUGCUUAUAUGUAAAUACCACUCUCCUUCUGAAGGUCUCCAUGUUCAAAGGAGCUGCACUGCAAUAAUUAAAUAGACUUGUGGAAUUUGAGAUCCAAAUCCUGUCGUAGCAAAUUAGUCACUGUACCAACCUGGCGUUGCAGAGUGGGUGGCCAUUUUGGAAGGGGCCUUCAAGUAACCGAGAAUAGCCCACCAUGCAAUUUAGCGAGACAACAUGCUAAAAAAAAAUUAGCAACUGAUUUCUCCAGUUUUUCUUAAAAAGUGAAGCCUUACUGCUAGAGAAAAAAAAAAUAGGCCUAAACUGAAACACCUGGCUCCUGGUUGAAAGGCGUGGGUUUUCACUUGUUUCUCGCCCUUGGAGAGUAUAAUAAACAUGACACUGUUGUGAGGGACAGUAAUUCACAUGUAAUUGCCGUGAACAUGAAAGAGCAUUUUGCAUUUUCAAAAAUAGGUCUAUUUCGCUCUUUAUUGUUCUGAAAAUUACAUCUUUCAAAAGGCAAAUCAAGCAAAAUUGUGCACUAAUUGAGAAGCCAAAUGAACACACCUGCCGCAAGUAUCUCUGCCUUCUAGAACUUUCCUAAAAUAGGACAGAUGACAUUUGUCAAUGUUAUUUUUUGCAUGUGAUGCUGAAAGAAGGUGGCUCUUCUUCGACCACCUGCAGCAUGCCUUCAUCAGAUUGAAAAAUGCACUGACAAGGCACGAAAGCAGAAAAGUCCAUUCAUCCACUGAGCAUGCCUGCCUUGCUUCAUCAUGCAAUCUUCCAUUUACUUCCUUUACUAAAGUUCCCCAAGGAGGCCCAGCCAAACCAUAUAUCAGGCCAAAUUCCAUCUCUCCAUCCAACGUUAAUACAGAGCAGGAUCCGAUGAAGGUGGUUGAAAACGUUUGACCUUCUUGUUUCAUGGUCCAGCAUCUGGCACAAGUCAGGUUGAUAGAUUUUUAUUGGGUAAGGGUUUUAAGGGCUACGGAAGCAAGGAGAGCAAAUGGAGUUUGAGAUUCAGAUCGGCCAUGAUCUAAUUGAGUAAUGGAAUGGACUUGAGGGGCUGAAUGGCCUCAUCCUGUUCCUGCGUUCCUCAGGGAGAUAGGUUUGUGCCAGGGCAGAGUCACUUUAACCCUUAAGUGUCUUCUGUGCCUCAGUCAAUCAUGAACAUAGUCAGAAGAUUGUGGGCUCAAGUCUCACUCCAGCUGGUUGAGUACAAAAAAUUCCAGGCUGACGUUGCAGUGCCAUACUGAGGAGCGCUGCACUGUCAGAGGUAGUGUCUUUCAGAUAAGAUGUUAAAAGUGAGGCGUUCUUGGCCGCCUUAAUUGGAUAUAAAAGACCCCACAGCUCUGUUUUGAAGAAGUUAUCCCUAGGUAUCCUGACCAGUAUUUAUCCCUCAAUGAACAUUACUAAAAACAUUAUCUGGUCAUUAUCACAUUGCUGUUUGAAGGAUCUUGCCAUGUACAAAUUUGCUGCCAUGUUUCCUAUAUUAUAAUAGUGACUCUAAUUCAAAAGUACUUCACUCUUCUGAAUUAGGUGCACUUGAUGCUGAGACUCCGUGCCUGAAAUCGUAAAGUGCUUCGAUUUCCGGCAAUGGCAUCUCUCACCUUGAUGAGCAGAAAGACACACACACUGACACACUUACAGACAUGCACAUGUCGACACUUACACAGACAUGCAAGCACGCACAAAUGUCCACACACGCACAGAAACACACACGUUAAAAUCUCCUCUGAAAGAGGUUGUUUUGUACUGAGAGCUGCCAUUUGCUGCCUUGGUGACAUUUGUUUAGUAGCCUUUUGUCACCAGAUGAUGAUGUCACGCUGAUUGCCGCUCUAGAAAUAGAUGUCAACAUGAAGAUGGUCUUUGGAAAGAUUUGAUUGAAACCGGAUUUUGCUGGUGAUUAGCCAGGAGAAGAGUUUGCUCCGUGCUAAUGGUAAUCACAUACUCUGGGGGGAGAGGAGAAGAAAAGAAUUUAAAAUGCUCACAGCUCUUCUUUUCCCAUGUAAUUUGAGUCUGCAGCGAGCAGCAUGACAUCGCCAUCCAGUGACAAAAGGCUGUUAAUGAUUCUGCCCGGCAAUCAAUCAUCACUCUCAGUAAGUGGAUGAUCCUUCACUCUGAGACAUGCUUUCUGAAGCAGUCUUAAUCCAAAUGUCACAUUUAUUCAUAUUCCCAGCGCUUAUACUCAUUCUGCAAUUGUCACAUAAUCGUCAGCAUUAGAACAGGGAGAUAUUUCUGCAAAUUUGAUCUAAAUCCAUGUGUCAGCCAUGCCUCAGUGGGCAUCAAUCAUGUCUUUGAGUCAGGAGGUUGUGGGAUCAAGUUCCAUGACAGGACAUGAGUGCAAAAUCUGGGCAGAUGCUCCAGUGCAGUAGUAAAAGAGUACUGCGCAGUCAGAGGUGUUGUCUUUCAGGUGAGAUAUUAAACCACAAACCCUGUCUAUCCUCUCUGGGGGAUGUAAAAAAUUCCAUUCCAGGGGAGCUCUCCCCAGUGUCCUGGCUCAUGUUGAUCCCUCAAUCAGCUUCACUAAGAACCAGUGGUCAUUAUCAUAUAGGUUCAUGGGACUUUGCUGUGUGCAAACUGAGUGCUGCACUUCCCCAGAUUACCACAGUGACUGCACUUAAAAAGUAUUUAUUUGCCUUUAAAGCACCUUGAGAUAUCCUGACGUUGUGACGGGUGCUAUAUAAAUGCAAGUCUGUCUGUCUUGUUGCAGUCAGUGAAAGAUAUAUUGUUUUAACAUGACAUUUCAAUUACUACUGUUCCUCAAUCCUGAAAGAGGCAGCUGUCUUCAUGAAAAUGUGCUUAGUAAAUGUUUCAGCAAGCAAAGAAGGUGCAGAAGUGUAAUGCACCAAAACAGAUCACUGCACUGUGUGGUCCUCCCGAUUCAUCCCUUCUAAACUUAAAUAAAUGCUUGCCACGGCACUAUUUCUUUCACAUGGGAAAAUCCUUUAAAAUGCUAUGAAAAGGCAUUCUUUCAUAUAGAAAACCCUCAGAUUUCACAGCACUCCAAUGACAUCACAGUGUCUCAGUGACAUCACAACACUCCAAUGACAUCACAGCGCUCCGGUGAUAUAACAGUGCCCCAACGACAUCUCAGUGUUCCAGUGACAUCAGAACCCUCAGGUGAUAUUACAGCACUCCCAGUAACACCCCAGCACUCCAGUGACGUCACAACACUCCAAUGACAUCACAACACUCCAAUGACAUCACAGCACUCCAGUGUCAUCAUUGGAGGAGCUGUGAGCAGCACUCACAAUUAGAGUCACUGGAGGUGAGUAGGACUAGACUAAUCCUGGAUGGCCUCUGCAGUUGUGAAGGCUUGAAGUGCCCAAAAAAUAGUCAAAGGGACAGCAAUAGGUAUAUUCCCAACAUUAUGUUCCCAGCCUAGUCAGGAGAAUCCCAGCUCGCAAGCAAACCUUGCUCCAACAACCUUCUGGAAAUCGUGGGCAGGAUUUCCAGCCCGGCGUGUGGGCGUGUGCCUGACACACUUGACGUGAAAUAGCUCAUGAUGAUGUUGGCCGAGCAUCAUGACAUCAUCGCGCAUUUGCGUGACACUUUGGUCGACGGGCACGCAUGCAAUUAAGAGGCCUAUAAAGGCCGUUAAGCAGUUAAUUAAACUGUAUUUUUCGCUGCCUGUCCAAUGUUACAGUUGGUGGGCGGGCAAUUCGGCCAGGCGGCCUUUGGAUUUUUGAGGAAACCUCAUCCACGGGCGGGUGGGGACAUUUUUUUCAGAUUUUCAACAUCUUUAUUUUUGAUGUUAAAAUUCUUCAACUCCUUGAGGCAGAUCUCUGCCUUCAGAGAGCUUUCAUUGCGCGCUCCCCUCCCGCCUGCGCAGACUUCGGCUCUCGCCCUCCUUCCGUGAUAGCGCUGAGCUACUCAGCGCGCCUUUCACGCUAUCUGGUCGUUAAUUGGCCAGCCAGCAUGAAAUCGCAGUCGGGGGCCGAUUGCGGGCGGUGGGCUGUUUCCCGGCUGCUCUGGGUUCAUCCGGUCGAUGACCCGAAAAUCCUGCCCCAUGAGAAUUGGUUGAUGCACGGUACACCUCAUUUUUCCUUUCUGUCCUACUAGUCUCAACAAUACUUUAGUAGUGGAGGUCUUCAUCAUGUACAGCAAUCAAUCUCUAUCAAUUUGUUUAUAAUUUUAAGGGAAAGUCCCAUUGGUGGAGAGCCUUAUGAAGCAGAGCUCCCAAGUCACUUGUUUCUCCCAUGCCUACUAUACAUAUACCACAUGUCACAUCUCAAAUUUUCAGAUACUGCAUCCCAAAAUAUUUCCUGAAAUACAUUCAUCUGAUUUGCAUUUGAAUGGAUCAACACUAACUGCUUGUGCAGUCUCCCUAGAAACCCAAUUCCCUUUGACUGACCACUCACUCACUGAAACAACAUUUCCACAGGUUGGUUUUGAAUUUUCCUCCCUUCAAGCAAUGGCUGCUUCCUCUAAUUCUACUGAUCCAGAAAAGAUGACCCAGUUUGCCAAUGCCUACAUUAACCUUUUUUCUUUACAAUCGUAGAAAUCAUUAUUACCUCACAAUCUUCACAAGAGGUCAGUUAAUUCAGAUGUGCAUGUCCCUUUUAUUAUAAAGGAGAUCUCAAAUCUAAAAAUAAAGGGAUUUCAGUUACUUGGUGCUUGUUAUAAACAAUAAAUAAUGAUGAAUUGUUUCAAGAGUACAGAUGCCUCUCUAAAGAGCAGACCUUUAUGUGCAGAGAAGGUGUCUUCUCUAUAAUAUGUUGCUACAUAUUUUUUGUAGAUACGUGUUUACCAUCCUCCACUGAGAGAGAAAAUGUUCAUAAUAAGCACCUUUUUUUGUGUACUUUUAUAUUUCUUACAUGUCCACCAAUUGUGGACCAAACCUGUCUGUUGGAAUCAUACUUUGUUUUCUAAUGUACCCUAAUGUUGCCAACUCUGGUUGGGAGCAAUGCUGGGUGUUCCUUCAAAUGGUCUCCGAGACAAUCAAGCAGUGUUUGUUAUUUUUCACAACUCUAAUAUUUUAGUAACUAGCAAACAAAACUUUUCAAAGAUUCUUUUUUUUCCACAAGCAUACUUUUUUUUAAUGUCCUGAAUGAUAUUUAUUUCUUCACUCGUAUCUUGGAGGUUUAUCUUUAAUCCCCGAAGACUCCAGGGCAUUCCUAGAGGGUUGGCAACCCAACCCACAACCCUUGAGUUUCCAUUUAGCUUCAUUGGAACAGUGCAGCAGACCAAGGAUAGGGAGGUCAGAGUGGGUGUCAGUUGGAGGAUUAAGAUAACAGGUGUUCCAAAAAGCGAUCACCCAAUCUAUAUUUGGUUGCCCCAAUGUACAGGAGACCCCAUUAUGAGCAGCAAAUACAGUAUACUAGAUUGGCAUAAGUAGAAGUAACUCACUGUGUUACCUGAAGGUGUACUCAGACUCCUGGAUGGUAAAAAUGGAGGAGGUAAAAGGGCAGGCAUUGCAUCUCCCAUGUUUGCAUGGAUAGGUGAUGUGGAAAGGGGAGGAGGUGUUAGGGAGGAUUGAGGAGUAGAGUCAUGGAAGGAAUGGUCCCUUCAGAAUGCUGAGAGCAAAGGGGAGGGGAAGAUGUGUUUGGUGGUGUCAUCAUGCUGGAGGUGGCAGAAAUAACGGAGGAUAAUCUGUUGAAUAUGGAGGCUGAUGGGGUGGAAGAUGGGGACAAAGGGAUCCGUAUAGUGGUCCUGGGAGGGAGAAGAAGGGGUGAGAGCAGAAGUGCAGGAAAUAGAAUGGGCAUGGUAGAGGGUCCUGUCAACCAUGGCAGAGGGGAAUCCUUGAUUGAGGAAAAAGAAAGACAAGAUGGAAGGUGACAUCAUCAGAACAGAUGCAAAAAAGAUGAAGAAACUGGAAGAAUGGAAUGGAAUCCUUACAGGAAACGGGGUGGGAGGAAAAGUAGUCAAGGUAGCUGUGAGAAUCAGUGGGCUUAUUGUUGAUGUUGGCCCAUAGCCUGUCCCCAGAAAUGGACGCAGAAGCCAAGGUAGGGAAGAGUCAGGAUAGAGCAUGUGAAGGUGAAGGAAGGGUGGAAGCAAGGUUGAUGAAUUUUCCAGUUUGGGCUGAGUGCAGGAAACAAACAGCAAUAUAUCGUAAAAAGAGGUGAGGGCGGGCACAUGAGUAGAACUGGAACAAAGAAUGUUUCAGGUAUUCCAUGGAAAGACAAGCACAGUUAGGACUCACAGUGGUUCCUCUUGGAGUAUAGUCAAUGUAAUGUAGGAAAGCCAGCAGCCAGUUUGCACACAGCAAGCUCCCAUAUACAGAUAAUAUCGAAAACCAUCUGUUUUUAAUGAUGUUCAUUGAGGGAUAAAUAUUGCCCAGGGCAUGAGGGAGAACUCCACAGCGUACCUUCAAACAGUGCCUUGGGAUCUUACACCCAACGGAGAGGGCAGACAGGGCCUCGGUCUGACAUCUGCAAAGCAACAUCUCUGACAGUACUGUACUGAAGCAUCUGUCUAGAUUUUGUGUUCAGGUCUCAGCAGUGAGACUUGAACCCACAAUCUUUUAUCCUGCCUGCUAUCUACUGAUUCACAGCUGACUGUUAGGCUAUGGACAAAUGGAAGGUCAGCUAUGAAUGACAGAGCAAACUAAGGCUAGGAUAGCGGCUAGAUAGAUGAAGCAUCUAACAAGGAUAGAGUGUGAUUUUUAUAGAAAGAAUAGGAGAGGAGAGUUAAUUAAAGCACCAGAUUCAAAUGCCAGGCUGCAGCAUUCGAUCUGGAAGGGGUUUAUACCAGAAUGGAGAGACAGAGUUUCUGAUUGAAUCACCACAGGGGUGCUGAACACUCUCAUUAAUUCUGAGACCCCUAAUUCCAAUAUGACGGCUGUUCAAUCCUCGUUGGUAGCCUGGAAUUUACUCUUAACGUUCCCAGCGGAUGGUAUUUAACACGUUCUUGUGACAUUCCUGUUGCUGCUAUUUUAAUGUGGCCUUUAAGUCAUUUUGUUAAACUCUGCUAAAAGGGCAGAUGGAAGAAUGUGCAAAGCACUUAUCCAAACAGUAAUUUUUAGAUUUGUAAUCUUAUAGUCAAGUUCCUGCCUUGUACUGCCUCUUCCCUUGAGACUAAAAGGGUUAAAUUUUGAAGACUGGUUGCAUAUAUUAAACAUUGUGCCUUAAAUAUGGAAAAUUAAGGGAUGAUUGAAUGGUUUAAGAUAAUUAAAGGACUUGAUAGGGUGGACAGAGAGAAACUGUUUCCCUUCUGUGGGAGUGUCCAGAACAAGGAGGCAUAACCAUAAGAUUGAGAUAGUGUCAGGAAGCACUUCUUCACAGAAUAGGUAGUGGAAAUCUGGAACUCUCUCCCCUAAAAGAGCUGUUCAAGCUCCCCGGGGGUCAAUUGGAAAGUUCAGAAUGAAGAUUGAUAGAUUGUUGUUAGGCAAGGGUAUGAAAGGAUAGGGAACCCAAGCAGGUGCAUGGCGUUAAGCUAUGGAUCAGCCAUGAUCUACUUGAAUGAUGGAACAGGUUCGAAGGGCUGAAUGGCCUCCUCCUGUUCCUAAAUUCUACCCCCUGUAUUGUUACUGAAUCACUCACGACAACCAUUAAUGGGGCUCUCUUCAUGAAAAGAUACAAUCUGGUGAUUUGCUUUUCAUUAAAAUGUCAAACUCUUUUCACCGUGAAAACCAUGGCCCUCGAAAACAGGAAAAGCCACUUUUGACAUUCUUUUGGGUAAAUAGCUCUGUGCUUUCUUUUCCCUGCUGACACUUAAAAAAAAAUUAGAGCUUGCUCUUCUGGCAUGUUAUAUAUGGAAAGUGGAAUUCUCUUUCACUCUGCGGGUUCACGGAUUCAAUAUUAUAAAGAAGUUUCAAGCUAGUCCUCCAAUUAAAAACCUGUCACCAGGAGGGAAUAACUAUACUGGCCAGCCAAUCAAACAUCUAGAAUUUUGCUUAGCUUGUUACCUUCCCUGACCCCUGAUUAAUGAUCAUUCACCCCCACCCCCCUGUUCUCUCCUUUUCAAUGCUCAGCCUUAUAAAUUGUGUACAUUAAAAGGUGGGGACUCUGGCCGGGGUGGGGGGUCACAAACACAAGGGAAAGCUCUUUUUCUUGCCUAUGCAGCCCCCAUAAACAACUCAGCUGUGGGGAGAAUUUUGUUCAGGCCCCGCUGCUUUUAUCAAUGAAGAACACCGAACAGGUAGCAGCCUGCGGCCCACACAAGACAGUUUCUCCACCCCACCCCCAGUGUGUUACAUCUGACAGAAGCGCUGUUCCUGUGUUCAGGAGUGCAUGUGCAACAAGCUGCAACCCUCUUGAACUGCCCUAGGGUCUUUUGCCCUAUGACGAGGUGACCCAAAGGCGAGUCAGUUGCCAAAGAAGUCUUACAUUGUGCCUUUUGAAACAUGCCAAUGUGCAUUAUAGCCAAUGGCUUAACUUUGAAGUGUAGCAACUGUUGUAGUAUGAGAAAUAGGGCAGCCAAUUUACACACAGCAAACUGCCACAAACAGCAAUGUGAUAAUGACCAGAUAAUCUGUUUUAUUGAUGUCAGUUGAGGGAUGAAUAUUGACCAGAACAUUGAGGCAAAUUCACCUGCUCUUAUUUAAAGUGGCAAACUAUUGGAUCCUUUACAUCCCUGAGAGGGCAGCUAGGUAAUAUUUAAUGUCUUAUCCUCCAGCGGUGUAGCACUCCCUCAGUACUGCACUGGAGCAUCAGCCUCAACUUUGUGCUCAAGUCUUCUGGCCCAAAGGUAAGAGCACUGUUACUGAGCUGCAGCUGACUAGCAUUGGGUACUGCUCUCUUUAAGUGGGUUUUCCUCAUUCGAAUACUUUGGCAUUUAGGCAAGCAAAUGCAUAGAGGGGCAGCUUUGCUUUUUGUGUAGAAAAAGGGGCAAAAGAUUGGCACCUGUGUAAUGGGUAGCUCGGAAUGGGAAGCAUUAUGAAAACCAGGACACAAAGCGCCCUUUUAAUGUGGAUCCUAGCUGUUUGGGGUAUUGAUUAUGCCCCAAAAUACGAUCGGCAUGCCAACCCUUCCCUUGCCCCCCUGCUGCAUCCAUCUCCCGCCACACCACCGCCCCCCCCGCCCCCACCCCAACUCACCCUUGUCUCCUUUGAAAGCAUUGGUCUAGUGUGGUUUGACAGUUAACAUGCUUGUGAAUGUGAAUGUUACAGUGGGGUGGUCUGUACACUGCACCAUGGCUCAUGAUGUACUUGGACUAGCUGACAACUGCUGAGGGAGCUGUCUGCUUCUUGCGUUCUGAAUGUAAAUGCACCGCCCUGGAGAUGUACUGUGUGGAAUGGAAUAAAG